AUGGAACCAUCGACAAGAGCUCAAAUGAGCUUUUCAAAGGACUCGAUCCGUCUAUGGGACGCCUACUCCAGCCUGGGCUUUACCGAAAGAAAUGGUGAUAAGAUGAGCUGUGCCAGUAUUAGCCAUACCAGAGACAGGUGUCCCGAUCGGAUGCCAGAGGAUAGAUAUCGGAAAAUCCGAGGGAUUCUAGAUGAAUUCGAGAAGAAGCCUCCCCAUGACGCGUUGUCCUUGUUACCAGAGUUAGCACAGCUAUGUUGUUGCCUCAAAUACCACCAAAACGACGGCUUUAAGCUAGUAGACAAUUGGAAAAGAUUUGUCAAGGGAGCGGAAUAUGGGUACCAGCAAGCAGAGCGCAUUCGGAAGGACAACUCUGCUCUCCGACGGCAGGUAAACUUUGAGAUCGCAAAACAUGCAACGGUGAGCGAGGAGCUCAAUCGUCUAGAGCGCAUUCAGAAGGACAACUUUGCUCUCCGACAACAGUUGAAUAUUGAGAUCGCAAACCAUGCAACGGUGAGCAAGGAGCUCAAUCGUCUAGAGAACAAUCAAGAUCUUCGCGACUACAGCGAUUCGGUGGCCAAGGGAGUGACUUUGUAUUCAUUGAAGAAGGACAUCGAAGGAGAGAAAGCCGCCAAAGAAAACGCGAAAAGAGAGCUAGAGGUUUUGCGCGAGAUCAAUUCGAGGUCCACUAGCCAAUGCGAAGCUAAUUCCAAACCAUUGGCACCAAAACAACUUCCACUUCCAAUUCAACCAAUGCCACCUAUCAUUCAUCCCACAACACUUCAUCCUACAACAAUGCGUCCAACAAAACGAUCUACAAUGAUGCGUGCUGCAACAAAGCGACCUACGGCAGUCCGUCCUUUCCAAAACACUCCAAGAAUCUUCGGCCCAGACGUCCAGAGGAUCGAAGAGCUUAAGGCGCAAUUGGCAGACCAGAAGGAGACAAUCAACGCGCUCAAAUCGCAAAUUUCCGAGCUCAACGCAACCAGUCGCGCUCAGGUUGAUGCCUUGAAAGCAGAGAUUCAGAGUGAUCGUCAAGGAUACAGCCAAGGCUUAGCGGACCUCGAAGAAAGAAAGCUCAAUCUCGAGGAAGAGGAGUGCAAGUUACUUCAUAGGAUGACUAUGAUACAGAUGGCACAAGAUAUGGGAGUCGGACAUCGCUUGGUGGCUUUGAUGUUGGAGAUGCUGAAGAAUACUCGAGCUUGGGGAGUUGAUGUCUUGGAUCGGGCUUACCGGGCGGCGGAGAGAAGGGCUAUUGAGUGGGAAGAGGGUUUUAAGAACAGGGGAUUCGAUAUCUUGAAUCGGGAUCAUCGGGAGGCGGAGAAGAGGGCUGCUGCAUGUGAAGAGGGUCUGGAGGAUAGGGAGCCAAAGAGACGGAAGACGAAUAUAUGAUAGCUGUUGGGGGAAGUCUUUGGAAGCUUGCUCACAGGCAAGGGGUG
Messenger RNA from Mollisia scopiformis, 1436 nucleotides. RefSeq lists its product as uncharacterized. NCBI's taxonomy places the organism in Eukaryota, Fungi, Ascomycota, Leotiomycetes, Helotiales, Mollisiaceae. The transcript has a single exon. The coding region runs from base 1 to 1389 and encodes 462 amino acids. The record is from RefSeq and is a predicted model, not a curated record.